AUGCCAUCAUACGAUCUGAUGCUGCCCAGACCUUCCAAAGGUCAAAAGCGCUACCUUUCAGCCUACGAUGAGUAAGGCUGCUGUCUGCUUUGGUCGGCAAAGCUUCUUUUUGCUGUGGGUAGUGACUACUGCAGAGACUCAUACAUGAUCCAGAUGCUGAAGCCAGAGGAGCAUCUGUCAACAACCCUACCCCGCCUCCCCCUGCAUCGUAGCCAGAUGGGACGUUCCGGAAGUUAAUCAGGCCGGCACCAUCACGUGACCAGGGAGAAGCCAUGGUCCUACACGUGCGUCUGUGACGCCAUCUCGGCGCGACUCUUCAUUUCCUUAGAGUUCUCUGGCUGCUCCGCUUGAGCUAUGCCGAAAGUCGUUUCCCGGUCGGUGGUCUGCUCUGACACCCGGGAUCGCGAGGAAUAUGAUGACGGCGAGAAGCCCCUCCAUGUCUACUACUGUUUGUGCGGCCAGAUGGUCCUGGUGCUGGAUUGUCAAUUAGAGAAAUUGCCUAUGAGGCCUCGGGACCGGUCUCGCGUGAUUGACGCUGCCAAACACGCUCAUAAGUUUUGUAACACCGAAGAUGAGGAGACUACCUACCUUCGGAGGCCUGAGGGCAUUGAACGUCAAUACAGAAAGAAGUGUGCAAAGUGUGGGCUUCCGCUCUUCUACCAGUCCCAGCCGAAGAAUGCGCCGGUGACGUUCAUCGUGGAUGGAGCAGUAGUGAAAUUUGGUCAAGGCUUUGGGAAAACCAAUAUAUAUACUCAGAAGCAAGAGCCUCCUAAGAAGGUGAUGAUGACCAAACGGACUAAAGACAUGGGCAAGUUCAGCUCUGUUACUGUGUCUACCAUUGAUGAGGAAGAAGAAGAGAUAGAGGCUAGGGAAGUUGCCGACUCCUAUGCACAGAAUGCCAAAGUGAUUGAAAAACAGCUGGAGCGCAAAGGCAUGAGCAAGAGGCGACUGCAAGAGCUGCAUUCCAGCUGAUGACAUUGGAAAACACAGAGGGAAGAAGCUUUGAGAAACCAGAAGGAUGGCAAGUGGGACUGCAUACAGUAAAGGAAGCAGUGAGGCUUAAGGCACAAGCAGAAGCCAGCCCACGGAAGCCAGUCCACAGAAGCCAGCCCACGGAAGCCAGUUCACAGAAGCCAAUCCGCAGUAGGCCUUGCAGACCAGGAUAAGGAUUUGGAAUCAUAGAUAUGGUAGGAAGCCGUUAGAAGCUCUAAAGUCGAGGUGGAACACCGUACACUUUAUGGCUUUCAUUUUGUAAGAUGUGCCUGUUUUCAGAGUUGUGUGCUGGCACUGGCUAGCCAACUGAAGCGUCUGUCCCUGGGGAAGACUUUCCCACAUUCUCAACACUCCUUAGUUGCCUGUAGUUCUUUGCAUAGAAUUGAGGCCUCGUGGGCUUUCCCUUGUUCACCUUAGUUUGUCUAUUGUUUUGGCCCUUGU
Messenger RNA from Microtus ochrogaster (prairie vole), 1434 nucleotides. RefSeq names its product STING1 ER exit protein 1 (gene Steep1). Lineage: Eukaryota; Metazoa; Chordata; Mammalia; Rodentia; Cricetidae. The record is from RefSeq and is a predicted model, not a curated record. Gene Ontology annotation, biological process: endoplasmic reticulum membrane organization; endoplasmic reticulum to Golgi vesicle-mediated transport.